GACUGGUACUAAUUUUGCUGCCGUUCAUUCGCUAGUUCGGACACCGCCAGAGCUAUUCGUAUGUAUCGCGCGUAGAAACGAAACAUCGUCGUAUCGUACGUUUCAUCCGAGUAUCCAUUACGUGAUAAGCGAAGAAGGAAAAUUUUGCUGGCCACAGAAAUAAUCCCGUGGAACCUCAUCUGGAAGGCAGCCAACACGAAAAAAAACCAGGCGAAGGAACGAAAACGUUCGGAAGCGGGAUCUUCCGGAGAGAAACGAGGGCUGGAAAAAGACGUCUGCAAACGCCCUCGUUCCAGCACCAUUCGUGGGACCUCAAAAUUGGAAAUGUUUCUGUGCUAAACGGAACAGCAGAACCGUACUGAAAAGGUUUUCCGCGUAAGCGUCAACAAGUUCUAUUUUUGCUGAUACUUGGCGCACAGUGAUGCUGAGAACUUGAGGCACUCGUUCUCUGCGCUCACAUUCACUUUUAAAGAGACUACUUCAAACCUACCCAAGCUGACCAUAGUCAUUUCCAUCAGCUGAGCAUAUUGGUGUACUGCGUUUGCGACGUGAUCUGUGAUCGCAGGUGUUAUAUGUCAUGAAUCCGGACGAAUAUGAGCAGCUACCAACGACGAGUGUAGCCACGAAUAUGAUGGCCGGUGCCAUCGCUGGCGUUAUGGAGCACUGUGUGAUGUAUCCGCUGGAUUCAGUGAAAACCAGGAUGCAAUCGCUGACACACGUUGCCAUGCACGACACAAUCGCUUCUACCAUGCGGGAUAUGGUGCGAACAGAGGGUCUAAUGCGACCGUUCCGGGGCGUCGGAGCCGUUGUUGCCGGGGCGGGCCCCGCACACGCGUUCUACUUCGGAGCGUACGAGUACUCUAAGGAGGCAAUCGGACGCAUCUCUGAUCAGCACCAAAUCAACUAUAUGGUGUCGGCCGCGUUGGCUACCCUUCUGCACGAUGCUAUUUCAAACCCGGCCGACGUUGUGAAGCAGAGGCUACAGAUGUACAACUCACCCUACAGAUCUAUCCUACAUUGUGCCCAAGUGGUUUACCAGACCGAGGGACUACGAGCGUUCUAUCGAUCGUACUCUACGCAACUUGUGAUGAAUAUCCCGUACUCGGCGAUCCAAUUUCCAACGUACGAAUUUUUCCAGAAGCUGCUUAACGAAGACAAUAAAUACAACCCCCCGGUGCACAUGGUGGCCGGUGGUGCAGCGGGAGCAGUGGCUUCUGCCCUCACAACUCCACUCGAUGUUUGCAAGACACUUUUGAAUACACAAGAGGAUGGUGCUGGUAAAACCAGAGGCCUCAUAGAGGCAGCCAAGAAAAUCCACCGUACAGCCGGCCCAAUGGGCUUCUUCAAAGGUCUGCAAGCGCGAGUUUUGUAUCAGAUGCCUGCAACGGCCAUCUGUUGGUCAACAUACGAAUUCUUCAAGUAUAUGCUCACGGGACCUUCUAGAAUAUCGUCGAGGGGUAGCAUUUCCUCCGAUAUCGUUGCGAGCACAGAUAUUGUGAAGGACGAGAAAAAACUGUCCGAUCUGCGAUACGUGUUACCUGUUAGUGCAGCGUCGGCAGAAGCAUCGUCAAACGGUCUGCUGGUACGAAGCGGAUCAUCAUCCAGUGGCGAGCGGGAAUGUACCCGCCGAGAACUGCCGGCCAUGUCCGGCGCAGGGAUAUAUGGAGCAAUGAGCUACAACACGAUGCACUCUAGUGAGGCAAAUCACAUCACCGACUAUCCGUUGCGGAGGGCAAAUUGAGCUGCCAAACGUUGAUUCUGUGUAUCCACAGAAACUGUAGGUUUUUCAGUUUCUCUGCCACUUUUUGUUGUUUAUCUUUCGACCCAUCAGCAUCGUCCAUUCUCCCACGAAUCGUUGCGUAUAAUGACUACACCUACGCGCUCCCAAAUCCCAGUUUAUUGUUACAAAAUGGAACAAAUGUAUACUGAAAAUAGAGGGAUUUCCUUUCGUCGAAUGUAAGUUUAUACUUUCUGUGAUUCCACAACUUCUGUUCGAUAUAGAUUCGAUUACUAGCAAUUCAACACGCGUUGGGUCACGUUCUCAUACCAUGCCUUGUUAUUAUGUUUUUAAUUAUUAAUUUUCGACGUCUUCAUCCGUGGUAGUAAUAGAUCUUGAUUCAAGUUCUGGGAGACAUAUUUUCUCCUCUGUGUUUGGCAUGAAGCAAGGUUCCUACCACUCGUAAAUGCAUGUCGCGUUUUUUUAUCUCGUGAGAAAUUGGCAACCGUCACACAAUCAUGAGGUUUAGUCAUUCUUUUGGGUUCGUUGAAACGUAUUACGCUAUGCAUCUAAAAACUAUCGGAUGUCUGAAAUUAAAGCUACCCUUUCUUCAAAACGGCAUUUCAGCCAUCUUUGUGAUAUCGAUGAGAGGGAACGAAGUAUUUAAAGUCAAUUAAAACGAUCAUUUUCAAAAAGAUAAUACUACAAUAAAGCUUGUUAGUUAUGUUAGAACGAAGAAUGUGACUCUUUUUUCUACCGCGACUAUCGUUGCCGUUAUGCUCUUUUUUUUUUCAACAGACCGAAGCUCACCCUUCAAAUUCGGAGAAAGUAGUUCAAUAGUUGUUUCACAAUUUAUACUUUUUAUCUGGUCACCAGCAACCACAUAUAACCAUUGGGAAAAAAUGUUUCAUGUAGAAGUCAAGCUUCUAACCAGGCAGAAACAGAAACAGAACGAACGAUCUGAAAUCCCGGAGAUUUUCGCAGUGUGUACAUUUGUUAUAUGGACCGGUACAUAGUAUCGUCUGAUGGUAAGAUGCCAUAGAAUGCUUGAUACCCGAAUAAGGUCAAGAUAGAAGUUCAGAAGAACACAGAACAAAACAAAAACUUAGCAAAAUCGAUGAAUUAGACAAAAAUGUAAUUUUUCGAGAUACAAAAGAUGACGAGAGAGAUUGUAUUAGGGAAUGUUUAAGCAUUCACGUGUAUAGAAAUUAUAACCAAUGCGAUUUCAAAACUCUGCGCGCCAGACAAAGUGAACGAAACGUGUGUGUACAGCGAGAUGGUACAUUUCAAAACAAGAAGUACACAAUAAAUACAUGUAUAUGAGUCAAGUUAAAGUUUCAAGUAUAA
Messenger RNA from Toxorhynchites rutilus septentrionalis, 3064 nucleotides. It is a transcript of the gene mfrn, whose product is annotated as mitoferrin. Gene Ontology annotation, cellular component: mitochondrial membrane. The transcript has 3 exons. Bases 578 to 1741 code for a protein of 387 amino acids. Gene Ontology annotation, biological process: iron import into the mitochondrion. Lineage: Eukaryota; Metazoa; Arthropoda; Insecta; Diptera; Culicidae. The record is from RefSeq and is a predicted model, not a curated record. Gene Ontology annotation, molecular function: ferrous iron transmembrane transporter activity.